AUCAAACCAUACUUCAGCAAGCACAAGCACAAGCACAAACGAUAUCAAAAUGUCAUCAAUCAGCACUAACAAGAUCUACGUUCUAAAGAACAGCUUCACGGCCGCAGCCAAGAUACUUUCUCUGGCAGGAAAUGGCAACUCUCUCGCCAUGGUAGAUGCACAUAACGUUACUUCCAACGGGCUCUGGUUCCUUACCCCAACGACCUCAGCUCGCUACUAUCGCCUUCACACUCUUGCCAAUGGCGUGAAGCAGGCACUUGACGUCGUCAAUGACAAUGGAGUAAAUAGCGUCAACCUCCACUUGGCUAAUACUGGAGAAUACAGUGGCCAAUAUUGGAGAUUCGAUGAAUGGCACACAAGCCCAGCCUAUCCGUACCGGCUGAGUAACAGCUUCACUGGGCCAAAUGCGCACCUGGAUGUAUACUCGGACACAUUUGUGGCUCAUCUGGCCGGCAGCGAUUACUCUGGGCAGCACUGGGCGCUAGUUCCUGCGGACACUGUCAUUGUCACCAGGUCUUAAAGAGGGCGCGCAUUAUCGCGAAGCUUCUCCUAACCACUGUUACUCGGGCUUGGAGGGCACAUCAAAUCUUCGCUGUGCCAAUGCUGUAGCGUCUUGGUUCAAUAUAUCAGAAGUGGAAGAAUUAUUACGAAGUUUUAUAUAUUUAAUACAUAAAUGAAUGUCC
Messenger RNA from Trichoderma virens Gv29-8, 683 nucleotides. RefSeq names its product carbohydrate-binding module family 13 protein. Lineage: Eukaryota; Fungi; Ascomycota; Sordariomycetes; Hypocreales; Hypocreaceae. Bases 50 to 520 code for a protein of 156 amino acids. The record is from RefSeq and is a predicted model, not a curated record. The transcript is spliced from 2 exons.